AUGGCUAAACAAAGAGGAAGAAACUUACUUAAAAAGCAACAAAAAGACCAAUUUGAACCUUUCAAGCAUGGAGAUGAGCAUGAUGGUGAUGGUGAAUACCCGGUAUCUAUUAAACUUUCUGACGUAAAUGAUAAUAGUAUAUGUCAACCAAAUACUUUUUUCGGUACGUUGCAAACAGAUGAGCUUGAAUAUUUCAAGAAAGCGGAAAGUACUUUGAAAAUUGAUACAUUUGAAACAGCAGACGAAAAGUAUCAAUUUGUGAAUAGUGUUAUUGAAGAAAGCAAGGGGAAAGAACUAAAAUUAGCAACUUCUCAAAUUUGUUCAAAGUUGAUGGAACGUAUAAUACUAGAGAGUGAUGAAAAGCAGCUUAAAUCCAUUUUUCGGACGUUCAAUGGGUUUUUUAUAAAUGUUUCCUGUCACAAGUACGCUUCUCAUGUCUUGGAAACGCUACUGGUGCGAAGUGCUGCGUUAGUGGAAAAGGAAUUACUGACUCCUACCUUUGAGGAUGCUAUACCUGAACAAGAGGAUGGUAUAUAUGCAUCUAUGGAGAACUUGUUUUUGUUUAUGUUGAACGAGUUCAAACCUCAUUUCAAAAUGAUGGUUAAUCAUCAAUAUGCAUCCCAUGUAUUAAGAUUAUUGAUUUUAAUCCUGUCCUCCAAGACUUUACCAAGUAGUACCAAAACCAACUCUACUCUCAGGUCUAAAAAGUCGAAAAUUGCACGGAAAAUGAUUGAUUUGAAAGACAAUGAUGAUUUCAAUAAAGUGUACAGGACUCCAGAUUCUUUCAAGACCGAAUUAAAGGAUAUUUUAUCAUCUCUAUAUAAAGAUUUUUCUGGUGGAGUUGAACAAGGUUCAAAGAACCUUUCUAAAAUAAGUCCUAGCCAUAUUACUAAAAUGAGAGAGUAUUGUGUGGACAAGGUCGCUUCUCCAGUGAUCCAGCUUAUUCUCCAAGUCGAGGGUAUCUUUGAUAGGGAUCGUUCCUUCUGGAGUCUAAUAUUCAGUGACUCCACAGAAAAAGACGCAAAGGAGGAAGCAUUUAUCGAAUACUUGCUUUCUGAUUCUGUUGGCUCACAUUUUCUGCAGAAUAUCGUUGGAUUUACAAAAGUCAAGUAUGCAGAAAGACUGUAUCGACUGUAUAUGCAGGACCGUAUCGUGAAAUUGGCAAAGAGAGACUCUACCGCCGCAUUCGUGGUUCAAGCAUUGUUGAAGAAUCUGCAUCAGAACGAAGUGAGAAGGAUACUAAACGAUUUAACACCUGAAUUAGAUAUUUUGUUAAACUCUAAUGUAGAUUUUGGGAUUGAGAUCAUAGACGCUUCUAUUCGCCAAGGCAACUUUAAGCGGGAAGAGAUUGUGGAGAAACUCAAGCAAAAAUUCUAUCCAGAGGCCUCUGAAACCAAAAACAUUUUAGAAAGCUGUCUUUUAUUGAGUUCUUCUACCUUAGGAAAUACCAGAGAUGACUGGCCCACCGCAGAAGAAAGAAGAAGAGCAUUAUUUUUGGAAAAGUUAAUAGAUUAUGAUGAUCAAUUUUUGGGAAUAACCAUUGACUCACUAUUAGACCUACCAGAAGAACGCUGUCUAAUGAUGUGCUAUCAUGGCGUAUUUUCAUACGUUGUACAGCAUGUCUUACAAGUUAAGAGGGUGGAUAUAAUAAAGAGAAAGCUUUUAUUAAAUGUGUUGUGCAAGGACGUUGUCAAUUUAUCCUGUAACGCAUAUGGCUCACACCUUAUGGAUAAAUUGUGGGAAUUCACCGCAAAGUUAGCAUUGUACAAGGAACGUAUUGCUGAAGCUCUGACAGUUGAGGCAACGAAGGUUAAGAAUAACGUUUAUGGAAGACAGGUAUGGAAGAACUGGAAUUUAGAACUGUAUGUUAGAAAAAGGUUUGACUGGAAAAAGAAGGUUAGGGAGCAAGACUCUGAAUUGUUCCCUGAUUCUAAACCUUUGCAACCCAAAUCGACCACCUCCUCUACCGCCGAUUAUAAAAAACGUGGUGCUCCAAAUGGUUCUGAUAGAUACCAAGAGGACAAAAAGUUCAAGAAGAAGAACUUUGGCACUCAAAGAAGAUAG
Messenger RNA from Eremothecium cymbalariae DBVPG#7215, 2064 nucleotides. It is a transcript of the gene NOP9, whose product is annotated as RNA-binding RNA processing protein NOP9. NCBI's taxonomy places the organism in Eukaryota, Fungi, Ascomycota, Saccharomycetes, Saccharomycetales, Saccharomycetaceae. Gene Ontology annotation, cellular component: preribosome, small subunit precursor; 90S preribosome; nucleolus. Gene Ontology annotation, biological process: endonucleolytic cleavage to generate mature 5'-end of SSU-rRNA from (SSU-rRNA, 5.8S rRNA, LSU-rRNA); ribosomal small subunit export from nucleus; endonucleolytic cleavage in 5'-ETS of tricistronic rRNA transcript (SSU-rRNA, 5.8S rRNA, LSU-rRNA). The transcript has a single exon. Bases 1 to 2064 code for a protein of 687 amino acids. Gene Ontology annotation, molecular function: RNA binding. The record is from RefSeq and is a predicted model, not a curated record.